GCAAUAUCCGUUUCCUCUAGACCGACCUCUUCAAACCGGCAAAAACAUCCUACGGCCGAUGUCGAAUCUGCCGCAGUCCCUCUCGAUCAACCCGCCCUACGGUGCCGGCCCCAGCUCGGCGGCGCAGCCCAACAGGGACCGGAUGGAGUCCGCCCAGCAGCUGGUGCUCGAUCUCAGCAGUCCUGAUCUCCGAGAAAACGCUCUCCUCGAGCUCUCCAAGAAGAGAGAAUUGUUUCAAGAUUUGGCUCCAUUGUUGUGGAACUCGUUUGGCACUAUUGCUGCAUUGUUACAGGAGAUAGUUUCGAUAUACCCGGUUCUAUCGCCGCCGAAUUUAACUCCUGCUCAAUCGAAUCGUGUAUGCAAUGCUCUAGCUCUUCUUCAGUGUGUAGCCUCUCACCCUGACACGAGAAUGCUCUUCCUCAAGGCUCAUAUGCCUCUGUACUUAUUGCCUUUUCUCAAUACUGGAAGCAAGACAAGGCCAUUCGAGUACUUGCGGCUUACCAGCUUAGGUGUCAUUGGAGCGCUGGUGAAGGUCGAUGACACAGAAGUUAUUAGUUUUCUUCUUUCAACAGAAAUUAUUCCACUCUGUCUACGGACUAUGGAGAUGGGCAGUGAACUCUCCAAAACAGUUUUAUCUGGGCAGGUUGCUACAUUUAUUGUUCAGAAAAUUUUGUUAGACGACUUGGGCUUGGACUACAUAUGUACUACAGCAGAGCGGUUCUUUGCAGUGGGCCGAGUCUUGGCUCACAUGGUAGUUGUACUUGCUGAACAACCUUCUUCACGGCUCUUGAAACAUAUAGUGAGAUGUUACCUGCGAUUGGCAGAUAAUCCUAGGGCUUGUGAUGCAUUAAGGAGUUGCCUUCCUGAUAUGUUGAGAGACGGCACCUUCAACAACUGCCUAAGCGAAGAUCCAACCACAAGGAGGUGGUUGCAGCAAUUACUCGCUAGUAUCAGCAUGAACCGGGUCCCGAACCUUCAAGCAGGGGGAGGAUUCGAUCAUAUGCUCAUGAACUAAGCUAUUAGAUGAAAUCUAUCUAUUGGAAAAGACAAGCUUUCGAAGAAAAUGCAACUGGAGAUCACGAAACAUGGUCUGGAUACAAGCAUCUGACUUAGCUAGAUCGUAUAGUUCUUUUUGCAAGCUAUGUGUAUCAGAGGAAGCCCUACAGAUCGAUUCGCCUUCUCGAUUCGAUAUAUUUAUGAUCGAGAAUUACACUGAUCAAGUAAGUCUUACUAGAACUGUUAUGUAUGAGCGGUGGAUUAGUACCUGUUGUGAGGAUAAACUAUAUGGGGCCGGCUUCGUCAACAAGUUACUUAUAAAGAAAUGCCAGUAAGUUCUGGCCCAUGUCGGUUUUCAUCUUUCAA
Molecule: messenger RNA, 1362 nt
Organism: Punica granatum (pomegranate)
Lineage: Eukaryota; Viridiplantae; Streptophyta; Magnoliopsida; Myrtales; Lythraceae
Source: RefSeq, a predicted model, not a curated record